Tripterygium wilfordii is the source of this 1286-nucleotide messenger RNA. Its product is annotated as probable xyloglucan endotransglucosylase/hydrolase protein B. Lineage: Eukaryota; Viridiplantae; Streptophyta; Magnoliopsida; Celastrales; Celastraceae. The record is from RefSeq and is a predicted model, not a curated record. Gene Ontology annotation, molecular function: hydrolase activity, hydrolyzing O-glycosyl compounds; xyloglucan:xyloglucosyl transferase activity. Bases 168 to 1049 code for a protein of 293 amino acids. The transcript has 4 exons. Gene Ontology annotation, biological process: xyloglucan metabolic process; cell wall biogenesis. Gene Ontology annotation, cellular component: cell wall; apoplast.
UAUGGGGAUGAAAUUCAAAUCCUACAUAAGCCCUCUUCCUAUGCCUUUCCUCAUCACCAGUUCUCUCAUUCUUCUUUCUCACUGUGAAGUUCAGAAUCAAAGGAUUCAUUGACAAAGAUUUGAGCUUUUCUGUUGUUAUUUCUGGGUCAAUUCUUUCUAGCUCUGUGAUGGCUUAUUUACGAUGGAUUCUGUUUCUGGGUAUGCUGUUUAUGGUUUCUCAAACAAUGGGGGCUCCCCCAAGAAGGCCUGUUGAUGUGCCAUUCGGCAGGAACUAUAUGCCUACAUGGGCUUUUGACCACAUCAAGUACUUCAAUGGAGGCUCUGAGAUCCAGCUCCAAUUGGAUAAAUACACUGGUACUGGCUUCCAAUCCAAAGGGUCGUACUUAUUUGGCCACUUCAGUAUGCAAAUGAAGCUGGUCCCAGGCGAUUCUGCAGGAACUGUUACUGCUUUUUAUUUAUCUUCUCAAAACUCAGAGCACGAUGAGAUAGACUUUGAGUUCUUGGGGAACAGGAGUGGUCAGCCUUACAUUUUACAGACCAAUGUGUUCACUGGAGGAAAGGGAGACAGAGAGCAGAGAAUCUAUCUCUGGUUUGAUCCCACCACGGCAUACCACCAAUACUCUGUUCUCUGGAACCUUUACCAGAUUGUGUUCUUUGUUGAUGACGUACCAAUUAGAGUAUUCAAGAACUGCAAGGACUUGGGAGUAAAAUUCCCAUUCAACCAACCAAUGAAGAUCUACUCGAGCUUGUGGAAUGCCGAUGAUUGGGCCACAAGGGGUGGGCUUGAAAAGACUGACUGGUCCAAGGCCCCAUUCAUUGCAUCCUACAAGAGCUUUCACAUCGAUGGGUGCGAGGCCUCUGUUCAAGCCAAGUUCUGCGACACCCAAGGCAAGCGUUGGUGGGACCAGAAGGAAUUCCAAGACCUUGAUGGGUAUCAGUACAGGAGGCUCAAGUGGGUCCGAUCCAAGUUCACCAUCUACAACUACUGCAACGAUCGGGUCCGGUACCCUACUCUUUCUCCCGAGUGCAAGAGAGACGCAGAUAUAUGAACACCAUAAAAGAUAAUUUAUGUUCUGUAUUUGGGUUUAUUUGAUAUCAUUAUUAUUUACGUCUUUAUCGAAUAUUAUUGUAAGAUUAUUGAAGGUUUAUUCAUGUGAUUUCCAUAUACUCUGUGGGGCACGUGUAUGAGUGCCAUUGUCAGUGGUGCUUAAUUGGGGUUUCCAGUUAUUCUUGUUACUUUGUUAUUUUAAAUGAAAUAAAAUCUAUUCUAUAUCAUUUAUAAUUAA